This is a messenger RNA of Closterium sp. Naga37s-1, 4209 nucleotides long. NCBI's taxonomy places the organism in Eukaryota, Viridiplantae, Streptophyta, Zygnematophyceae, Desmidiales, Closteriaceae. The record is from the annotation of a GenBank genome assembly.
AUGGCGCGGCUUCGCGCUCUCGGCUUGGCUGCUUUUGUGAUUCUCGUUCUGCUCUGCCAGAGUGGUAAGUCCACCUCCUCCCACCAUAAUACUCCCGCACUCGCUCUCACUGGCACUCUCCCUCGCCUCGCUCUUCUCCCGCAUUCCUUCCGCCUCGCUCUUCUCCCGCAUUCCUUCCGCCUCACUCUUCUCCCGCAUUCCUUCCGCCUCGCUAAAGCAUUCUCAUGUAUCGUGACGCAGCAACUGCACUUCAUGGAUUUGUUCCUUUCCUGCCAAGAAGCCUCUCGCUUCCUCCUUCCCCCUCUCCCUCUCUUCCUUUCAUCUCUCUUCCUCCCUUCUCUUCCCUUUCCUCACUCCAUUUUUUUUCUUAUCGUGUCCGCACCCUUCAGAAUCUGCUCUUUCAAGCCCCUCAACCUCUCUCUUCCCCCCCUCACCGCCCCACUCGCUCUCCCACCCUCGCACCCUCACCCCCGCACCACGGGCCCCCUGCCACCAUCCUCUAGUAUCUGCACCUCAGCAAACACAAACACUGACAUCACGCCGUUCUUCAAGUACUUGCUCUCGUCCUCCCUGCACCGCAUCCGCCCACAGCCGCCCCACAAGAGCCCUCUCAGUGUUUACCCCCCCACCACUGGGCCCCUCCCGGCAUCCUCUAGUAUCUGCACCUCAGCAAAGACGGACAUGAUGCCGUUCUUGAAGUACUUGCUCUCAUCCUGCACCACGUCCGCCCACGGCCGCCCCAGGAUAAAGGAAGGGGAGCAGGAGGGGGAAGGGAAGGUGGAAGGGCAAGGGGACGGGGAGAAAGCGACAGAGGUGCAUGCAAAGGUGCAGGUGCAUGCAAAGGUGCAGGUGCAUGCAAAGGUGCAGGUGAAUGCAAAGGUGCAGGUGAAUGUAAAGUUGCAGGUGAAUGCAAAGGUGCAGGUGAAUGCAAAGGUGCAGGUGAAUGCAAAGGUGCAGGUGCAUGCAAAGGUGCAGGUGAAUGCAAAGGUGCAGGUGAAUGCAAAGGUGCAGGUGCAUGCAAAGGUGCCGGUGAAUGCAAAGGUGCAGGUGCAUGCAAAGGUGCAGGUGCAUGCAAAGGUGCAGGUGCAUGCAAAGGUGCAGGUGCAUGCAAAGGUGCAGGUGAAUGCAAAGGUGCAGGUGCAUGCAAAGGUGCAGGUGCAUGCAAAGGUGCAGGUGAAUGCAAAGGUGCAGGUGAAUGCAAAGGUGCAGGUGAAUGCAAAGGUGCAGGUGAAUGCAAAGGUGCAGGUGAAUGCAAAGGUGCAGGUGCAUGCAAAGGUGCAGGUGAAUGCAAAGGUGCAGGUGCAAGCAAAGGUGCAGGUGCAUGCAAAGGUGCAGGUGAAUGCAAAGGUGCAGGUGAAUGCAAAGGUGCAGGUGCAUGCAAAGGUGCAGGUGCAUGCAAAGGUGCAGGUGCAUGCAAAGGUGCAGGUGCAUGCAAAGGUGCAGGUGAAUGCAAAGGUGCAGGUGCAUGCAAAGGUGCAGGUGCAUGCAAAGGUGCAGGUGCAUGCAAAGGUGCAGGUGAAUGCAAAGGUGCAGGUGCAUGCAAAGGUGCAGGUGCAUGCAAAGGUGCAGGUGAAUGCAAAGGUGCAGGUGAAUGCAAAGGUGCAGGUGCAUGCAAAGGUGCAGGUGCAUGCAAAGGUGCAGGUGCAUGCAAAGGUGCAGGUGCAUGCAAAGGUGCAGGUGCAUGCAAAGGUGCAGGUGAAUGCAAAGGUGCAGGUGCAUGCAAAGGUGCAGGUGCAUGCAAAGGUGCAGGUGAAGGCAAAGGUGCAGGUGAAUGCAAAGGUGCAGUUGCAUGCAAAGGUGCAGGUGCAUGCAAAGGUGCAGGUGCAUGCAAAGGUGCAGGUGCAUGCAAAGGUGCAGGUGAAUGCAAAGGUGCAGGUGCAUGCAAAGGUGCAGGUGCAUGCAAAGGUGCAGGUGCAUGCAAAGGUGCAGGUGCAUGCAAAGGUGCAGGUGAAUGCAAAGAUGCAGGUGAAUGCAAAGGUGCAGGUGCAAGCAAAGGUGCAGGUGCAUGCAAAGGUGCAGGUGAAUGCAAAGGUGCAGGUGAAUGCAAAGGUGCAGGUGCAUGCAAAGGUGCAGGUGCAUGCAAAGGUGCAGGUGCAUGCAAAGGUGCAGGUGCAUGCAAAGGUGCAGGUGAAUGCAAAGGUGCAGGUGCAUGCAAAGGUGCAGGUGCAUGCAAAGGUGCAGGUGCAUGCAAAGGUGCAGGUGCAUGCAAAGGUGCAGGUGCAUGCAAAGGUGCAGGUGAAUGCAAAGGUGCAGGUGCAUGCAAAGGUGCAGGUGCAUGCAAAGGUGCAGGUGAAUGCAAAGGUGCAGGUGAAUGCAAAGGUGCAGGUGCAUGCAAAGGUGCAGGUGCAUGCAAAGGUGCAGGUGCAUGCAAAGGUGCAGGUGCAUGCAAAGGUGCAGGUGCAUGCAAAGGUGCAGGUGCAUGCAAAGGUGCAGGUGCAUGCAAAGGUGCAGGUGCAUGCAAAGGUGCAGGUGCAUGCAAAGGUGCAGGUGCAUGCAAAGGUGCAGGUGCAUGCAAAGGUGCAGGUGCAUGCAAAGGUGCAGGUGCAUGCAAAGGUGCAGGUGAAUGCAAAGAUGCAGGUGAAUGCAAAGGUGCAGGUGCAAGCAAAGGUGCAGGUGCAUGCGAAGGUGCAGGUGAAUGCAAAGGUGCAGGUGAAUGCAAAGGUGCAGGUGCAUGCAAAGGUGCAGGUGCAUGCAAAGGUGCAGGUGCAUGCAAAGGUGCAGGUGCAUGCAAAGGUGCAGGUGAAUGCAAAGGUGCAGGUGCAUGCAAAGGUGCAGGUGCAUGCAAAGGUGCAGGUGCAUGCAAAGGUGCAGGUGCAUGCAAAGGUGCAGGUGCAUGCAAAGGUGCAGGUGAAUGCAAAGGUGCAGGUGCAUGCAAAGGUGCAGGUGCAUGCAAAGGUGCAGGUGAAUGCAAAGGUGCAGGUGAAUGCAAAGGUGCAGGUGCAUGCAAAGGUGCAGGUGCAUGCAAAGGUGCAGGUGCAUGCAAAGGUGCAGGUGCAUGCAAAGGUGCAGGUGCAUGCAAAGGUGCAGGUGAAUGCAAAGGUGCAGGUCCAUGCAAAGGUGCAGGUGCAUGCAAAGGUGCAGGUGAAUGCAAAGGUGCAGGUGAAUGCAAAGGUGCAGGUGCAUGCAAAGGUGCAGGUGCAUGCAAAGGUGCAGGUGCAUGCAAAGGUGCAGGUGAAUGCAAAGGUGCAGGUGAAUGCAAAGGUGCAGGUGAAUGCAAAGGUGCAGGUGAAUGCAAAGGUGCAGGUGCAUGCAAAGGUGCAGGUGCAUGCAAAGGUGCAGGUGAAUGCAAAGGUGCAGGUGAAUGCAAAGGUGCAGGUGCAUGCAAAGGUGCAGGUGCAUGCAAAGGUGCAGGUGCAUGCAAAGGUGCAGGUGCAUGCAAAGGUGCAGGUGCAUGCAAAGGUGCAGGUGAAUGCAAAGAUGCAGGUGAAUGCAAAGGUGCAGGUGCAAGCAAAGGUGCAGGUGCAUGCGAAGGUGCAGGUGAAUGCAAAGGUGCAGGUGAAUGCAAAGGUGCAGGUGCAUGCAAAGGUGCAGGUGCAUGCAAAGGUGCAGGUGAAUGCAAAGGUGCAGGUGAAUGCAAAGGUGCAGGUGCAUGCAAAGGUGCAGGUGAAUGCAAAGGUGCAGGUGAAUGCAAAGGUGCAGGUGCAUGCAAAGGUGCAGGUGCAUGCAAAGGUGCAGGUGAAUGCAAAGGUGCAGGUGCAAGCAAAGGUGCAGGUGCAUGCAAAGGUGCAGGUGAAUGCAAAGGUGCAGGUGAAUGCAAAGGUGCAGGUGCAUGCAAAGGUGCAGGUGCAUGCAAAGGUGCAGGUGCAUGCAAAGGUGCAGGUGCAUGCAAAGGUGCAGGUGCAUGCAAAGGUGCAGGUGCAUGCAAAGGUGCAGGUGAAUGCAAAGGUGCAGGUGCAUGCAAAGGUGCAGGUGCAUGCAAAGGUGCAGGUGAAUGCAAAGGUGCAGGUGAAUGCAAAGGUGCAGGUGCAUGCAAAGGUGCAGGUGCAUGCAAAGGUGCAGGUGCAUGCAAAGGUGCAGGUGCAUGCAAAGGUGCAGGUGCAUGUCCAAAGACCCCCAUUUCAGAUGCUACCCUGGAGUAGAGUGCCUGCACCAUCAUUCCCCUCCCUGCACCAUCAUCCCCCUCCCUGCACCAUCAUCCCCCUCCCUGCACCAUCAUCCCCCUCCCUGCACCAUCAUCCCCCUUCCUGCAGUGGUCUGAAGUUGGAGUGA